Molecule: messenger RNA, 4372 nt
Organism: Erpetoichthys calabaricus (reedfish)
Lineage: Eukaryota; Metazoa; Chordata; Cladistia; Polypteriformes; Polypteridae
Gene: c7h4orf54
Product: chromosome 7 C4orf54 homolog
Source: RefSeq, a predicted model, not a curated record
GCACGAUGGAAGCGGUCCACAAGACCCUGAUUUACCGGGGAGACGGAGGCCCCUACCGAAAGCUGAUGCCGGAGAAGAAGCUCUUUUGUUCUGGGAAGGCGCAGGACGAGUCGAAAUACGUGGAGCUGGACAACCUUCUCGAUCUGAAGCCCGAGUGCUCCAAGUCUGUCAAGGUAACUUUUACCGGCGACGGUAACCAUCUGGCCGUCUUCAACUGUAAGAACGGGGUCGGGGCCACCGAGCAAAAGGCGGCGGACGAGAAGAAGUUGGUCGCUGGCGACCUUUCGGACUCUUUCGAACUCACCUCGUCCUCCGAGAGCUCCCGGGAGACCGACCUGUCCACCGAGUGCCCAACGGGCGCCCAGGACUACGAGGAGCUGCAGUACACGGACAUUUUUCUAAACCGGAGGGCGGAGAGCCCCGGCAGCCUGACCUCAGCCGAGCUCGCGCCGCCGCCGCCGGCAGCGACAGCCUCGGGGACAGCGGGCGCCUCGGCGGGCGAAGAGCACGAGGAUGAGGCGCACUACAUCACCACCCACGAGAUCCAACUUUGCGAGCUGGACCACAACGUCGACUGCGACUUCGGCCAGGGGUCCUGCUGGGAUUUCGAGCAAGACAACCAGGCGUGCCCUUUCGUGGACUACGCGUCCUUUGACAGCGAUCAGGCUGCGGCGCUGGAGGGCACGGCUGAGGGCACGGCUGGGGGCGCGGAGCCGCACAACGCCGCCGCCGGGAGAGUCGCAGUCAGCACUAAGCGUGAAAGCGAUCCCCUCUGUCACACGGACGCACGCGGCAGCAGCUCGCUGGGGGCUCCGUCCCAGCACCAAAACGGCGGCAGUGGCACUUCUGCGGGCCAGAUCCACCUGUCAAUCAAGGCGACAUCCCGAGCUAUAAAUGAGCCUAGCAACGCGCGCGGGCCACUGGAAAACAGCGGUUGCCAUGCGGAGCGCCGAGGUGGCGGCGGCGGCGGCGGCGACAUGAGCCAAGGCUACGCGGGCGUAAAGGUCGGCCGGGGCGACGAGGGCGGCAAGUGCUUCAUCGCGGCCCCCCGGCGCCUGCACAUCAGCGGCAGGAAGGACCUGCAGGGCGAGUUCCACUCCAGCGGCGCCUCCAGCGCGGUCAGCGAGCUCGACGACGCGGACAAGGAGGUGCGCAGCCUGACGGCUCGGGCGUUCCGCAGCCUGGCGUGCCCCUACCUGGACGCGCUGCACUUCAGCACCUCGAGCGACUCGUCGGCCUCGUUCACUGAGGGGGUCAACAGGUGGUCCGCCUUCGUGGAUCUCAAGUACGGCAGCCUGGCGAGCGCCGCGGGGCGCAAGAGGUCGACGUUUGAGUUUAACCAGAGCGGUGGCGGCAGCCCCCCCCGCGUGCGCUGUGCUCCUCAACGGGGGGCCCGCGCCAGACCCCCCCAAGCCCAAGCCCGGCCAGGUGAAUGGCGUGCCCCCCACGCAGAACAGCUGCUCACUCUGACCGAGACUUUCAAUUUCCGCUGCAACGUGACAGACGAACGGCGUGCGAACUCGGUCCAAAAUGUCAGCGGAUCACGUUCCACGGAUGAGGUUACAGACGCCCUGCCCCGCGAGCUCGGGACGGGGGCCAGCCAGCCAGCCUGCAAGGCAGGGGAAGCCAUGGAAGGCACGCAGCAGAAAGCGAAGUUCGCCUCGAGCCUCCUCAAAAAUGUCAUCUCCAAGAAAAUGCAGUUCGAGCAGGAGCGCAAGAUGGAGCGCGGCGAGAUCUCGGAGACCACCACCACCUCCUCGUCCUCCUCCUCCGGCCUCUCGCCCACCCUGGACAGGCUGAUCUCCGGCGAGCCGCGGCGCCUGCGCCGGCAGGGCUCCAGGUUCUCCGAGGCCAGCUCCGAUCACACCGUCGUCUCGACCGACGAGCCCGGCGAAGGGGAGCCUCCGGGGCCCGACGCCGCCAAGGGCCUGCUGCUGCGCAGCCACAACAGCGCCUUCAGGUCGUGGAGAGACGGCGAGAGCGAGCAGCGGGACGAGGAGCCGAGCAACGGGAAGGCCACCAAGAUGUCCCACCUCUUCGUGCCCAGCAUCCAGCCGGCCGGCAAGGAGGCGGAAGCGGCCAAGCCGCUGGGCCACAGCCUGGCGCUGUCCUACCUGGAAGGAGGGGGCGGAGGCGGGGGGGCCGAGGAGCCGUCACCUGUGCCAGGUGUGCCCAAAUGCGAGGUCGCCUCCAAGUCCCCCGAAAUCAAGAUCAGCCUGAGGAGCGUCAAGGAGAGCAAGGCCAACCCGUUCAACAUCGCCAAGCUGCUCACGCCCAACAUAGGCAGUCAGACGAAGGUGGCAGAGGACUGCAGAAGCCAAGGGCCACCCCCCAACAUGUUCAAGGGCCAUCCGUUGGAAAGGUUGCCCCAAUUCACGGUGAGGGACAUCAGGGACAACAAGUGCAAGCUGCAGACGCCCAUCCACCAGGUGCGAGACGUGCGCAAGCUGGUCAAGAGCUCCUACAACUUUGGGGCAGCGGAUGGCAGCGAUGCCCCCGCGGAGCAAAAAUCCACAUCACAGGGUGGCUUGGGAAAAACCGGCUCUGUCUCUCCGAUUGUCAUCAAGUGCCAAUCGGUAAACACCAAGAACAACCUGCAACAGGACCCUGAGCUGCCGAAAGCCCAGCCAGGCGAGGAGAUGAGGGAUGCCGAGCUGGCACUAUCUGCCCAUCUCUUGGAGGGCACCACCAUCAUGCUUCACAGAACGACGGGCAGGAUGCCCCCGCCCGCUGUGGUCAAACCGCCCCAAAAGACUGAACCCUUCGAGCCUGCCGGAGUGCACAUCGAGGCCAAGGCGUUCAAGAGGAAACCGGAAAAUCCCACCGACGCCUCUGAGAAGAAGCCCGAGACCACCCUAGUGAACCAGGCAGCACUGGAGAAGCUGAAAGCCGCCGUCAAGACCAUGGAGCAGCUGUACGUCUUUGACCGGAAUGAGUGGAAGCGCAAAACGGAGCCGCACCCCAUCACCGACAGCCACGUCCUGUCACUCAUCGCCAGCGAGGAGGGGGGUCACGGCGAGCGGAGGCUGAGCAUCUCCAAGGAGGAGAGUCUUCCUCCGCAGGCCCCCGUGCAACGUCUCGUGAGGACGAAUUCUUGUCACAGUGCGGAGAGUUCGACCCCCAAGCCCACCUUGGCGUGUGACAUUUCCAUCAAAAAAGACAAUAAGGAAAACCCGAAAACUCUGAAUAAAGAAGACCGAGAAAGACCCGGCAUGGCCACCCAGCCUGGUGGCGCCAUCGUCACAAAGAACGCUUUGCACACAAGUCACAACCCAAAAAGCGCCAGCCGUGCCAAUGGCCCAUUUUCAGCAAGCAAGGGGCAACAGCCAGUCUUCAAUACAAAGGGCCUCGUCCCCAAAUUUCCUCAGAUCCCCAUGUCUUUAAAAAUCGGUCCCAGUAAAGCCACUCCUGAGGGACUGGGGAAAGCAGAAGGAACUGGUCAGGAGCCAAAGAGCACGGCAGCCAGCGAUUCUGAGAAUUAUCUCACAAUACCAGUCAAGCCUCACCCAAGCAAUGCCAAAGCAGCACCUGGCAGCCAAGAGCAGAGCUCCGGGUACUUGUUCACAAGCCCUGGGGUCAGGACCCACGACGCCAGCCCCAGCCACUCUGAUUUCAAGAGACUGGAAGACACCCGUCAGUCGCCCAAAAGAUCUUCUGUUGUCAUGGAGACACGGUCCCCAGAGACCCCUACCGCCACCAUCUACCAUCACUCCCUGCCCAUCGCCGUGUCUGGCGUUCAGCCGCAGGUUAUCUGCUUCUCACCAUCGGUGCCACCUGCGCCAGCAAUUGAUCCGUUUCAGCCGACUCAGCGGAAGAUGCUGCUGGACCCCACGACUGGCCACUACUACCUGGUCGACACCCCCGUCCAGCCGGCUACCAAAAGGCUGUUUGAUCCCGAAACUGGGCAGUAUGUUGACAUCCCAAUGCCACAGCAGCCGGUCACCCCAGUGCCUGUGCCAGUCUCACCAAUAGCCUUAAGUCCGGGGGCCUAUGGCACAACAUACAUGAUAUACCCCAGCUUUCUACCCACCACUACGGUUUUGCCAGCCAGGACUUUGCACACUCAGCUGUCUUCUCAUUCCGAGGGAGACGACGUGGACAAGACAAACAGCAAAGAAGGUGCCCACUCCGGGACGACGGGGGACGUGGCGUACAUGGAGAGCCCUUACUACUUCGCCACGGGGAAGCCUUUGCCCGCACAAACUGCAAUGCAACAUGUGACGGCGCGGGCACCCAAGGGACUGUCAGAAGGGAAGCCUGUCAUUAGCAUAACAUCACAGCAAGGUCCAAGAAUCAUCGCCCCACCAUCGUUUGACGGCACCACUAUGAGCUUUGUGGUGGAGCACAGGUGAAGACACCCUGGAGAGGUAAG